Ctenocephalides felis (cat flea) is the source of this 497-nucleotide messenger RNA. RefSeq lists its product as uncharacterized. The coding region runs from base 81 to 497 and encodes 138 amino acids. The record is from RefSeq and is a predicted model, not a curated record. Lineage: Eukaryota; Metazoa; Arthropoda; Insecta; Siphonaptera; Pulicidae. The transcript is spliced from 4 exons.
AUUAUAUUUAGCUAUGAAAAACUUGUUUGCAGUUUAUUUUUAAUAGAAGAAUUACGUGAAUAUUUACAUCAAGUGCAAAUAUGCUUCGAAAUCUAAGGAAUCGUUUACGUGAUACACAAGAUUUGGAGUUAAUGUUAAAACAAAGAAAGGAUGUAGAAGAAAAACGAAAAUCUGUUUGGAAACGAAUGAUGUUGAGGAACCUAGUCAGAGCUCCUAAUUAUUCUUACUACCAUUGUGAUCCCAAUUUGGUUGAUCUGGAUUAUGCUGAAAACAAGGCGUUAGGAAAUCUGAAACCAGAUGCCAGAAAGAAAUGUUAUAAAAGAACAAAAUUGGUUGGUUAUAGUAGCUGUGUUAGAAAAAUAAUAUUCAGCAAGAAGAGAAAGAGAAUAGCAUACAAUGGAGAAAAAAACUAUGGAAACUAUUCUCAUUGCUUAUCAACAAAACUCACUUCUCAAAUAAAAGUUCAAUACUUAGAAGUACCGAAUGGAAAAGAAUGA